Molecule: messenger RNA, 1299 nt
Organism: Cladocopium goreaui
Lineage: Eukaryota; Dinophyceae; Suessiales; Symbiodiniaceae
Source: the annotation of a GenBank genome assembly
AUGCGUUUCAUUGUGUUGUUCCAUGGCAUAAUCCACCAUAAGCGCUCCUUUCCGCUGCUUAAACAACAUCUGCUCACGGUCAGCUCCACAGGUGACGCCUCUCGCAAUCUCCAGGGCAUCGGAGAGGUCUGGAGAUCCCUGGCGCCGCUCUCUUGGGGCUCCGGCGUGGAUCGGCAGUUGGCUGAGAUGCCGCGGCCGCACCACUGGGCCAUUGAGCACAUCCCCUUCCUGAAACAUUUGGCGCAGCAGGGUCUCAUCUCAGAGUCCCAUGGACGGAACGCGGUGCAUGCCUCGCGACCCAUUGGCCACGUGCGCUUUCGCCACAACGGGCUGCAGCCCUUUGGGGCCAUCAGCUUUGCGCUGGCGGCGGUGCUCAUCACCUCCUCCGGUCGCGCCUUAGAUGCCGCCGAGUCCCUGGCGCUCCGGGACGGCGACGACGUCAUCACCGCCGUGGCGCUGCGGAUGGAGCUGACGGCAGCGGUGAAAGCUGUGGCGCUUUGGUGCUAUGGAGGUGAUCGGAUUGUCACCUGGGGUGAUCCACGCCUGGGCGGUGACGCUUCUGCCAUCCGCGCGCGAAGUUUAGCGGAUCCGGCAGUACCUAUGUCGUUAGCACCCUGUAUGGAGAUUUGGCACCUCUUUGGAUGCACUAGGGAGAGGCUUUGGCAGCACCUCGACGGCAGCCUUCGGGUACUGCCGGGCUUCUUUGAAGCCAUGCCCGUGCCACCUCUGAUCGAUAAUGGAGGGAGAAGUGCCUGUGGAAGUGGGGCGGUGGCACUUCGCACCACCUCGGCGACAUGCUGGACGGGUGGUUUGAGCACAGUUCGCAACUCUGGAUAUGCAUGCUUGCUAUGCAUCAGACAACUCAAUGCAGGCUAUGUGAGGGGUCUUGCAGUGGUGUUGGCAAUCUUGACCUGCUGCUGGUUGCCAGCAUCCGUGAUGACUUUGCUCCAUGACUCCCAGCAUGAUCAUUUCCCCGAGCAGUCUACUCCGCUGGGCCGUUUCUACCUGCCAAGCUCGUCGGAUGGCCAGCAAGUUCCCUUGCAACGCACUUGGAAACGUGCUUGGCAUGGCUCCACUCUCCAUCGCAUCGAGCAGAUCGCGCGCGAGGGGCUGAAGGUGGGCAAGAAGGGGAUCUAUUUGUCUCCAUCUUUCCAAUACACCUUCUGCCUCUACAGUCUCCCUGACUUGCGCGUGGGCAACGAUCGCUUUCGCCUGGUGCUGGAGGUGCGCGUGCGGCCCGGAGCCUUCAAGGAGCAUGGUGACCACUACAAGCCCUUUGGCUCGGCCCGCGGGGGGUGA